Messenger RNA from Dunckerocampus dactyliophorus (ringed pipefish), 3849 nucleotides. RefSeq names its product protein phosphatase 1, regulatory subunit 26 (gene ppp1r26). Lineage: Eukaryota; Metazoa; Chordata; Actinopteri; Syngnathiformes; Syngnathidae. Gene Ontology annotation, molecular function: protein phosphatase inhibitor activity. The transcript has 5 exons. Bases 304 to 3432 code for a protein of 1042 amino acids. The record is from RefSeq and is a predicted model, not a curated record. Gene Ontology annotation, biological process: negative regulation of phosphatase activity.
GUCUUGCACAUGGAACGUAUGAUUCAAAAACGACCGUAGCCAUAUUUGAAUGUGUGCACUCGGCUGUAGCCAGGCAGCAGCCGCCUUUAAGGAAGCUUGUCCACCCGCCAGUUGGAGGAGGACUCAACGCCGACAGACUUGGCCGGUGGGUGAGCUGAAAGACGGCCACUGAAAUCUAACAACCGCGGCGUUCCGCACCGGAGCAGCUGGCUUCUUACUUUUCUUCAUUUGCACGGUUGAACAAUGUGACCGCAGAAGGAGUCAGCUCUCCGAUGGUCCACCACCUCACCUUACUUCACUAGAAUGUACUUGAUGAACGCACCGACUGUCGCAGCGCCUCGCACAGAAUGGAGAGCAUGCGGUCCACCCGGGGGCUUUAGCCUUCCCGUCUGCUUCAAUGACUCGGACGCUGAGUUGUCCAGCAGGGGUUCUAUCUCAAACAAGGUCCAGAUGAUCAUUGAAAGCCUGAGGAGCACUCAGUCCUCACUGGAGAUGGGCGACGAGACAGAGGAAAAUCAGGACGCGCCUCCCCAGGCCUGUAAGGCUGCCGUGGGUUCUUUUGCGCCAGCCAAUUCCAAAAGUCAUACGACUGGUGUUCCAUCCCCGAUCCAGGACAGUGACAAGAGCAGCGACGCUGAAAGUGAUGAUUCUGUGGACAAAGGAAUAGAGGAGGCAAUAUUGGAAUACCUGAAGGAAAAGGAUGGCCACAAACGUAAGAUGGAACUGUGCAGCGCUCUUGCUCAGUCGUCCAAACAGACACAAACUAUUCCCCAGGUUGUCAAAAUAAAGUCUGAAAGCGACACCUUUUCCAUCAUGACCAGCAACUUUUCCAAAAGCGCCACCCAAGCCGCCCCAGCAGGCGUCCCCUUGAAGAAGUACAUCAAACACAAGGUCAUCCUUCGAGAUCGGGCAACCAGUCCGGUCAACCCAAACAGUCUUGCAUGCAAAGUGAAGGCGGAGAACCUUUCUGACGACACCAGCAGCAGCGACGACGGCAUCGAGGAGGCCAUUCAGAGGUACCAGCUGGAGAGAAUGGAGCAGCAGUUGAGGGGAGAGGCCUUCAAACCGCUUGUGGAAGAUUCGGAUUCUUCAAGCGAUGACGGCAUUGAGGAGGCGAUUCGCAGCUACCAGCUGGAGCAGCUCAAAGAAAAGAUGUCCUUACCCGAGAAGGAGACUACAACAAACGCUAGCACUGAAAAUGCAAACAAGCACAAACUUCAAAAGAGAAAAAAGCGAGCGGAGAAGGUGAUGAAGUCCGUGGAACUGCCAUCUUCGACUCUCUUCAAAAGCUCGCUUGAUGUCAGCCAGAGAACCAAAGGCAACGGUUUGCUGUCAUUUGGACUUGAUGGCUUUAAAGACCAGCCUACACAAGCGCCCCCUAAAGCCAAUACCACCGCCGAGCUCAUGUGCGCCGAAGCCAUCCUGGACAUCUCCAAAACGGUCAUGCCUGCAGCCUUCGUGUCCCAUCACAGCGUCGCCCCGAGCGCCUGUGUUCCCGCUGGAUCCUCGCGUGCAACUCCAGCAGAUGAAAGCAACGACAGCUCCAUCGACAGUGAAGACGGCAUCGAGCAGGAAAUAAUGAAAUUUCUUGAGCAGAAGGCGCAGUUGGUCAAACAGACACCAGGGUGCGCUGCGCCUCGAGACGAACCGGAGACGGUGACUGAAAAACACAAGGUAGUGCAAAAGAAACCUCCCGGACUGUCUUUAACGCAGAGGCGGAAACACCAGGAAGAAAACAACCGGCUUGCCAUCAUGACGGCGGUGGAUAAAAACGCAGAUAAAGAUGCGUCUGCUAAACCUUCGAAAGUCCAUAGGGGGGAGUUAAGCCCGCUGCUUUUCUCCCAGAGAAGUCAAUCACAACCAUUGGACAAGCAAACUGGAGACAAGAGCAGUUCACUGGACAGCGACGAAGAUCUCGACACAGCCAUUAAAGACCUCCUCAAGACGAAGAAGACCAAGAGGAAGACCAAGUCGGAGCGUAAUGCACUGAAGCGCCCAAAGGAAGAGGAGCCACCGCGAGGCCCACUUAUGAAAAAGGCCAAAUGCGAUCCUCCAUCCAAGGCUGGUAUUUUGAAAAAGGCCCACAAGAGGAAGAGCAACUCGAAGGACAAGCAUGGAUUGGUGAAAAAGACGAAAGCAAACCACACCAGCAAGAGGCCAGCGGACACUGCAAGGGAGAAAGACACUCGUCAGAUCAAGGAGGACAGCAGCUCAGUGGACAGUGAUGACAGCAUCGAACAGGAGAUCAGAAAGUUCCUCGCCGAGAGGGCGGAGAAGGUCUCAGAGAGGACAAAAGAUGAGGAGAUGCCGAGGAAUGGUGCUGCCUCACUUCGACUUGACAACAUUAAACAGGAAAAUCAGCUGGCUGAAAUUCCUCAACAAAGAAUCAGUGUUUUGGGUCAACCUCUUCUGGGUGGCCCUUUGACCAAAGCACAUCAAGACAAACCUGUGCCUCAGAUGCCGGACAACUGUGCUGUUGGUCCACAAUCACGAACUCUGGAGGCGGCGGACGGGGCAGGGUCGGCUCGGACCGAGCCGAGCCCGCCGAUCGACCAGGUGUCCACCCAACAAACGGAGAGAGUCGAGAGUCUUUCUGGAGCGAGCGUGGAUCGGUCUUAUGCAGAGUCAGUCAAGUGGCGCCAGAGCUUUGGACUCCCCAUCAUUGACCCCAAGAAUUUCAAUCAAACUCCGUUUUAUAUCAGCCUGCCCAAACAGAGAGAGAGUCCAUCCGCGCCUUCUUCUCAUCAAGGGAAAGGCACUGACUUCCAACCUUCCACCCAAGCCCCUCUUUGGUCCCCUGCAAGAACCAGCAGACCCCCUUUGUCCUGGUCUACGGACACAACCGCCAAGACACCCACUGCGAGCCCCGUCUUGAGCUUCUUCUCCACCACCAGGCAGAACCAAGGCGCCUUCACGUCGAGUGGCCGGCCGCACCGGCCGACGGUAGAGGCGGCGGCGAGCACAGUGCACGUUCCCCGAGACAAGAGCGUCUUCGUGGAGCUGGAGUCCGGUAGGACCAACCACGUCCAGGUCCAAAGCAGGCAGAGCAGUGAGGGAAAGGCCAGAGCAGACGGGCAGAGUGAGAAUAAGAGCGGGAAGAUAGACGAGAAAGAAGCAGCUGAGGAGGAGUUUAUAGAUGAGUCAGAGAGUGAAAGUCCAGAGAAGAAGCAGAGCACUUUGUCCUUGUCCAGCACCAUCGACCCCGGCAUUGUCUUCAGGCCUUGCAUUGCUCUUUCCACAGAGGAGCGCCGCUUGAUGUUCAGGUGGAGACACCAGGGUGAAACGAGGAGCACGGAGGCGACAGCGCCCGCCGACAAGACGAAGCACCACGUGAAAAGGAAGCUUGAGUUUGUUCCUGUGCGCAGAAGCAGAGUUUGCUGUUCUGGUUUGAAUUACAUAUCAUUCCGAUGUGACGGCUCCUGUUGGAUUUAAGCGAAAGAAAAAUGUGUUGUUCAUCAUUUGUUCACAUAAUUCAUCAACAGAGCAGGCAGCGUUUGUUUACGUUCGGAGAAUAGAGCCUUAUUUUGUCUUCGUUUUCUUAGCCUUCAAUGAUAAAGUGGCCUUUGCGUCUGUGAAGCUGCCUCAGAGUGUCACCAUUUGUCUUCACUUUGUUUGUCAGCGCCCAAUGUCUGUGUUUGUUUUGUUGAUAUGACCUUCAGCUGUUCAAGUCUUGGACAUAAAAAAACAACACAAAGUGGCUCCUUUAUCUUGAAUGAGUUACUCCCCCCCCCCAAAAAAAACAUUUUUUACCUAUUCAUCCAGUGAAUUAGCAUAAAUGUGUAUUUAAUCAUAGUGCUAUAUACUGCAAUUCUUACAAACAUCCAUCCAUCCGUUUUCUAUGCCGCUCCU